AUGUUAUUGACCAACACACAAACUGCGGCCUGGUUGGACCAUCCCCAUCAUGGCGCAACCCUUACGCUAAGAAACGACAUUCUUAUCCCUGAGCCAUCAGAGGGAGAGGUUCUAGUGAAAUUGGAAUGCUCUGGUUUUUGCCAUUCUGAUGUCCACAGCAUCUAUGGAGAAACACCCAUGGAGACGAACAUCGCAGGGCACGAGGGCGUGGGGCGUGUUGUCAAACAACAAUUCUGGGAGAGGACUUUUCAACAAUAUGUUGUUUCGCCGCUGAAAUACACGACCAUUGUCCCCGAGGGCUUAGAGCCGGAAAUAGUAGCCCCAUUGCUUUGUGCUGGGAUCACCGUAUACGCAGGAGUUACACAAGCUUCCAAAUUCAUCACACAAGGAGACUCCAUAGUCAUUCUAGGAGCAGGCGGCGGCCUUGGCCAUCUUGCCGUUCAAGUUGCUAGCGUCUCUGGAUAUCGUGUCAUCGCCGUCGACAGUGGCGAUAAAGCUGAUGUUUGCAUGACAAGCGGCGCCGCUGAAUUCGUGGAUUUUUUGAAGCAAGACGUUGAGCAAACUGUCAAGGGAUUGACAGGUGGGAUUGGGGCUCACGCAGUCAUGGUGACUGCUGGUUCUGAGAAAGCUUACGAAUCUGUGCCGAAGCUGCUCAAAAACCUCGGUGUCUUGGCAUACUUGCGUGAGCCGAGAAAGCUGAUGGGGGUUUAG
Trichoderma aggressivum f. europaeum is the source of this 711-nucleotide messenger RNA. RefSeq lists its product as uncharacterized. Gene Ontology annotation, cellular component: cytoplasm. Lineage: Eukaryota; Fungi; Ascomycota; Sordariomycetes; Hypocreales; Hypocreaceae. Bases 1 to 711 code for a protein of 236 amino acids. The record is from RefSeq and is a predicted model, not a curated record. Gene Ontology annotation, molecular function: alcohol dehydrogenase (NAD+) activity. The transcript has 6 exons.